UGGACCAAAUUUCAAAAUGAUCUUUCUUCCCCAUUUCUUCUGAUAUUAAAAUCUUUAACCUCAAUGAAAAUAAUUGCCUAUAAGUAGAAGUAAAAUCUCUUAAAAAAUCUCUUUAUCAUACUCAAAACCCAAGUUUCAAUCACUUCAUUCGUUCUAUACAAAUUUUUUAAGUUUUAAAAUGGGUUCUGAAACUAUGACCGGUCAUCAGCAGCUUCAUGUCUAUCUGUUCCCAGUCCCAGCUCAGGGUCAUAUGAUUCCAACGGUUGAUAUUGCAAGACUACUUGCUGCUCGUGGUUUAAAAUCUACUGUAAUCUGUACUCCUCUUAAUGCAAUUUCCGUUUCGAAAACAACAGAAAGAGAUCGACUAUCCGGUCUCGAUAUCAAUGUUCAAACCAUUCCGUUCCCUGCUGCGGAAGUAGGAUUACCUGAAGGAAUUGAAAGUAUGGAUAAGCUCACUUCUCCUGAGAUGGUUCCCAAGUUUAUGAUUGCUAUUGCAUUGCUUCAACAACCAUUUGAGCAGCUUUUGGAAGAACACCGCCCAGAUUUUGUCAUUGCGGGUAUGUUCUUGCCAUGGGCAACGGAGUCCGCAGCUAAAUUUGAUAUUCCUCGAAUUGUCUUUCAUGGAACAAGCUGCUUUUCACUCAGUGUCGGAGAGAGCUUAAGACUUUACAAACCUUACGAGGCAAUCAGUACCGAUGCUGACCCAGAUUCCUCAUUUGUGAUCCCGGGUCUUCCAGACAAGAUAGAGAUGACCAUGGCACAGUUACCAGACAAUGUCAAAGUUAAGAAUGUGUUCUCUGAGAUGAUGGAAAAAGUAAGAGAAUCCGAGCUAAAUAGCUAUGGAAUCUUGGUUAACAGUUUCUACGAGCUGGAGCCAGCUUACGUCGAGCAUUACAGAAACAUCUUGGGAAGAAAAACUUGGCAUAUUGGCCCUGUUUCGCUUCGAAACACUGAUACUUCAGAUAAAGCUCAGAGAGGAAAGGAAUCUACCAUUGAUGAACAUUAUGUUUUGAACUGGCUGAACUCGAAGGAACCGAAUUCCGUUCUUUAUGUUUCUUUCGGGAGUGUAUCACGUGUUAGUAAUGAUCAAUUGCUAGAACUAGCAAUGGGUCUUGAGAAUUCAGGAUAUUCAUUCAUUUGGGUUGUGCGGCAGAUAAAGAACGAUGAUGAAGAGAGUUUCUUACCAAAAGGUUUUGAGGAGAGAAUCGAAGGAAAGGGUCUCAUAAUUAGAGACUGGGCACCACAAGUACUCAUUCUGGAUCAUCAAGCGGUUGGUGGAUUUAUGACUCAUUGUGGAUGGAAUUCAACGUUGGAAGGUAUAAGUGCAGGGGUUCCUAUGAUAACUUGGCCAAUGUUUGCUGAACAGUUCCAUAACGAGAAAUUUAACACUCAAGUGAUUAAGAUUGGGGCCCCAUUAGGAGCCAAAGAGUACAACAUGUGGGUAGACGCGAAAAAAGUGUCACUAGUGAAGAACGAGACGAUAUCAACGGUGGUCACUCAGCUGAUGGGUGACGGAGAAGAAGCCAAGGAAAUGAGACAACGAGCUAAAGAAAUUGGCGAAAUGGCCAAGAGGUCUGUGGAAGAAGGCGGUUCAUCUCAUACCAACUUGACUACUUUUAUUGAGGAAAUGAAAGUCUAUUCCAAGAAAUAAACCAACGCUAGCAUGUUGGAUGCGUUUAUGUAUGUACUUUUUUUUAUCUUUUGCAAGAUUUAAGCUGUAAGCACUUCUGAACAUUUUAAUGAUUUGAAGUAACUCAACACUAUAUUAUUAUAA
Molecule: messenger RNA, 1774 nt
Organism: Papaver somniferum (opium poppy)
Lineage: Eukaryota; Viridiplantae; Streptophyta; Magnoliopsida; Ranunculales; Papaveraceae
Product: scopoletin glucosyltransferase-like
Exons: 1
Coding region: 179-1651 (490 amino acids)
Molecular function (GO): UDP-glycosyltransferase activity
Source: RefSeq, a predicted model, not a curated record